CUAAACCGUUUAACGUUACAUUGGCUUAACGUCUUCAGUGCUGAUAGAACACUGAGCCCACGUUCAACGAUAAUAAUACACACUCGCAAUUGUUUACAUGCUAGCUAACUAACGUUAGCGUUUCAAUACUAACGUUACGCGUGUGGCAUCAAUCAGUUUUUACCACAUUAUUAGGCAAAUUGGCACUACGUUAUUGUAUAAAAUGUAACUGUUAAUUAAAAAAUCCAGGCAUUUUAUAACCCACCAGGAUUAAUACACAGUUUAAAUAACUGCUAUUUCAAAUGGGGUUUAUAGCGUUAGCGAUAAUUAGCCAACUAGCUACGUGACGUUAGCUCCGAGCAUUGACAGGUCGGCAGGCAAGCGAAACCCUGCGUGCUGUGUCCACUGCACUGCCCUCUUCACACCAUUCAGUGAGACAGGACGGAUAGCAGUGAAAGAGAAAGAAAGACCAGAGGAAAGCAAGGCGAUGACAACACUACAAGACACGGAAGAUGCCAGUGAAACAGAUCUUGCCAAGCACGACGAGGAUGACUAUGUUGAAAUCAAAGAGCAAAUGUACCAAGACAAACUGGCCUCUCUGAAAAGACAGUUGCAGCAAUUACAAGAAGGUACACUGCAGGAGUAUCAGAAAAGGAUGAAGAAGCUGGACCAGCAGUACAAAGAGAGACUCCGAAAUGCAGAUCUGUUUCUCCAGCUUGAGACAGAGCAGGUGGAGAGGAACUACAUCAAGGAGAAGAAGGCAGCGGUGAAGGAGUUUGACGAUAAAAAGGUUGAACUGAAGGAAAACCUAAUUGCAGAGUUGGAGGAAAAGAAGAAGAUGAUCGAGAAUGAAAAAUUAACAAUGGAGCUGACAGGCGAUUCAAUGGAGGUAAAACCUAUCAUGACUCGGAAGCUGAGGAGACGGCCCAAUGAUCCAGUCCCAAUACCAGAUAAACGGAGAAAACCUGCACCAGCUCAGCUAAAUUAUUUGUUAACAGAUGAACAGAUAAUGGAAGACCUAAGAACACUUAAUAAGCUCAAGUCACCAAAACGGCCGGUGUCUCCCUCGUCUCCAGAGCACGUCCCCUCCGCUCCCAUGGAGAACCCCUCCCAGCGGUAUGAGGCCCGCAUCGAGGAGGGGAAGCUUUACUACGACAAAAGAUGGUACCACAAGAGCCAGGCCAUCUAUCUGGAGUCAAAGGACAACACAAAGAUUAGCUGUGUCAUCAGCUCAGUUGGGACCAAUGAGAUUUGGGUGAGGAAGACGAGCGACAGUACAAAGAUGAGGAUCUACCUGGGACAGCUGCAGAGGGGAGCGUUUGUCAUCCGUCGACGGUCGGCUGCGUGAAACAUUACCCCUCCCAUCCCCUCCCCACCCAACCCCCAUCUGUUCAUCUGUCCAUUCACCGGCUCCUUCAUCCUCGAUUUCUCUAUUUGGUGCAUCUCAAUUGAGUUAUUCUUCAUCACAUACACUACCCCCCCAGUUAUAGAAGCAUACAUACACACACACACACACACACACACACACA
Perca flavescens (yellow perch) is the source of this 1508-nucleotide messenger RNA. RefSeq names its product SDS3 homolog, SIN3A corepressor complex component (gene suds3). NCBI's taxonomy places the organism in Eukaryota, Metazoa, Chordata, Actinopteri, Perciformes, Percidae. The record is from RefSeq and is a predicted model, not a curated record. Bases 467 to 1327 code for a protein of 286 amino acids. The transcript has 12 exons.